UAUUUUUCUCGAGGUUUAGGGCUUCUUGGCGAUGGCUAUGGCGGGAUGCUCCUGCGUUCUUCGUCCAGCUCUUGGCGCUGGGUCGAUUGGAUUGCAGCCAAGAGCUCCAAGUUCCUCUUUGAUCUUUUCGCCGAGGAGGCUAUCAAGACCUGGGGCUGUGAAAGCAUUGUUUAAAAGGAAACAAGCAGCCAAGAUCGUGAGGGAGACCGUCAUUCCAGCACCUGAUUAUCGCAUUCCAGUCGUUCUUCUUGGUGCUGCUGGUGCUCUAGUUUACACGGACAAUUUGCUUCCAGCAGCUCCAAUUGGUUUGCUCGGCCUUCUUCUCUUAUUCCAGACUACCCGAGUGAAAUUCGUGUUCGAUGACGAAGCUCUGGAAGUAAAGAUCGGCUCGGAGCUACAGGAAUCCGGAGAGAACGUCUUCGUCGGCGGAAAAAACCGGUGGAAGUACUCAACCUUUACAAACUGGGAGCUAUGGUGGCCGAGCUUUCCAGUCCUCGUCUACUUCAAGGAGACACAAACCAAGCCGGAGGGCCAAGUUCACUUUUUUCCAGUGAUCUUUGAUGGUAAGCGGCUCUACGACGUGAUGGUAGAAAGAGCCGGCCCGUCAAAAACUAGCGGCCCAAAGUGAAACAAGCAGUUUUUCCAAAGUAACAGAAUAUGCUUCUAACGGAGAUGUGCCUUUAAAAUGACGUCUCUCUUUCCAAGUAUACGCAAUCUGGACUUUUUUUCCCAGGAGCCCUAAUCGUUUGAUUGCG
Selaginella moellendorffii is the source of this 755-nucleotide messenger RNA. RefSeq lists its product as uncharacterized. Lineage: Eukaryota; Viridiplantae; Streptophyta; Lycopodiopsida; Selaginellales; Selaginellaceae. Bases 32 to 628 code for a protein of 198 amino acids. The transcript has 8 exons. The record is from RefSeq and is a predicted model, not a curated record.